Phyllotreta striolata is the source of this 4590-nucleotide messenger RNA. The record is from the annotation of a GenBank genome assembly. NCBI's taxonomy places the organism in Eukaryota, Metazoa, Arthropoda, Insecta, Coleoptera, Chrysomelidae.
AAACAAUGUGAAAAAUGCGUUUGUUUUGGUCCCAAAACAAGGAGCAGUGACGUUUACUUAAUAAUAUCCAGUCCAAUUCUAUUCAGUUUAGUUAUAAACUAAACUUGGAAUGAUGAUAAACGUUAAUCAAAAUCUUCAAUCGAAUACUAACCAAUAUCUAAUAGCUUGAAUUGCCUUAAAAGUUUAUCGUUUCAAUCGAUAUUUAUGAGUGUCGCGAAUUCAGUGAUUGAUAAAAUAUAUUUUUAUUGGAAAUAUUAAAAUGUUGAAAAAUUACAACCUUCGUAACCGCUUUAAUGAAGAUAAAUCGAGCGUAAAAUAUGCAGAUAAUAAAUAUGAAAAACACAAAUUCCAUCGACCCAUGCCGUACGUGCAUUUCCUAGGCUUGCUAAGUUUGAUCGUCAUUGUAUUUUCCUUAGUUAUAUUUAUUGAAAAACAACUACCCGUCGGCCUCAGGAUACAAGACGAGCGACAAAAUCCAGACAGUUUUAUAGCCGAAAGGGCGUACAACUGGCUAAAGACUUUAACAGAGAUCGGUCCUCGGCCUGCCGGCAGUUACGAGAACGAAAUCCUCGCCGUUAAUUUACUAAAAUCCGCCAUAGAAAACAUAAUCGGCGAAGCGAACGAAAACCACUUGAUCGAAUUGGACGUUCAAAAGGUAUCGGGCGCCUUCAAUCUGAAAUUUCUCGACGGCAUGACGAACGUGUACAGGGAUUUGCAGAACGUCGUCGUGAAACUCGGUUCGAAGAAACGAUCCCCACACAGUUUGCUGAUCAAUUGCCACUUCGAUUCGGUCGUCGAUAGUCCAGGGGCUAGCGACGACGGAGCCAGCUGUGCUGUGAUGCUCGAAAUCUUAAGGGUUUUAUCGAAAUCCAACAAACUGUUAAGGCAUAAUAUCAUAUUUUUGUUCAAUGGCGGCGAGGAAAAUUUCUUGCCAGCCUCACACGGGUUCAUCACUCAACAUAAAUGGGCCAAAGAGAUUAGAGCGUUUAUAAACUUGGAGGCUUGUGGUGCUGGUGGUCGAGAGGUCCUUUUUCAAGCAGGACCCAACCACCCUUGGAUAUUAGAAACUUAUUCUGAACAGGUUCCUUACCCUUACGCCUCGUCUCUGGCCCAGGAAAUUUUCCAAAGCGGCAUUAUACCAGGAGAUACUGAUUACAGGAUAUUCAGGGAUUUCGGCAACAUAUCAGGUUUGGAUUUCGCUUGGUCAGCAAACGGUUACGUCUAUCAUACGAAGUACGAUUCCGUGGAACACGUACCGUUGGGAUCCCUUCAACGUACGGGCGAUAACAUCCUAGCCCUGGCGAAGGGCAUGGCUCAAGGACACCAAUUGUCCAAUAUCGAGGAAUACAGGGCGGGGAAUUUGGUGUUUUUCGAUUUCCUCGGGGCGUUCGUAGUCAGAUGGCCGAUGGCCGUUUCGGACGUCAUCAACAUAUCUUCAGUGAUUUUAUCGCUGUAUAGCAUAUGCAGGAAUUAUCGUUCUGCUAAAGUUACAGACAGUUUGAGUGGAAAAACGUACAUCAAGAAAUCCAUGGGUUGUAUGAUGGUGGUAUUCUUAUCAUGGGUUAUGUCCGUCGUAUCGACUUUAUUGAUAGCAGGUUUGAUAAACUGCUUGGGACGCACGAUGAGCUGGUACGCCCGUCCAUUGUGGAUCUUUUUUCUCUACGUUAUACCCACUCUAGUUGUAUCGAUGGCGACGGUGUUGUUGCAUUCCAGAAUGUACAACAAGGAUUUGGAAACAUCUCCUUGGACGCUCUUUCAACUCUAUUACGACGCAUAUCAAUUGAUUUGGACGGUAGUAUUAACGUUGGGCGUGCUAGUUAGAUUGAGAUCCAGUUUUAUAGCUUUGCUGUGGGUCCUAUCGGCUGCCGUUGGAAACGUUCUGAAAUCCGCGCUAUUCACCAAAUGGAGAGACGUAAAAUGGUUGUUGUUGCACAUAUCAGUGUUCGGAUUGCCGUUCGUGCAAUGCUUUUAUCUGAGCCUGGGCGCUUUGUAUCUAUUCGUGCCGAUCAUGGGCAGGGCGGGUUCGGGCAGCCACGCCGAAUUCCUGGUGUCCGUGUUGGUGACGUCGAUUUUCGCGACGCUCUUCAGCUUCGUGGCGCCGCUGGCGUUGCUAGUGAAGGGCAUCGAACGGAUCUUCAGCCUGCUAACCGGGCUGUUUUUCCUGUCGUUGGCGUUGCUAAUUUUGACGCCAAUGGGAUUCCCCUAUUCCGGCGAACCGGGAGCUUUGGCUCCCCAGAGAUUUAUGAUAGCGCAUACCCAUAGAACAUUCCACGACAUCUCUGGAAAAAUAAGCUCGGAAUCGUCAGGUUACUGGAUAGCCGACAUGGAUAUAAACAGUCCCCACACGGUUGAUAGAUACGUUCCUGACAUGAAAAACGCUCAAUUAGUUACCAAAGACUGCCAAGAUUACCUCUAUUGCGGAUUGCCAUAUUUAGUGCCCGUAUUGACGAUGAUUUGGAAGACCCAUUGGUUGCCCGCCGGGAAGCCCCCGCUCGAAAUUCCCGUCGUUACGGAAAUCUUGAAUCGGACGAAGACCAACGGCAGAGAACGUUUGGAGUUUAAAAUCCAAGGUCCGAGCCAUAUGGGUGUGAUGAUUUCUCCCGCUCUCGGAGUCGAAUUCGAUAGUUGGAGUCUACCCACAGACGGGCCUGUGGAGGGGCCACUGUGGAACGGUCGAAAGACUUACUUUAUUUAUUACUCCUACGGAAUAGAAAAUAAACCUUUCGUUUUUUCUAUUAUGUUUAAGGUUCCUAAGAAUCACUCGGGCCCCACGAUAGACCUAGCAGUGACGUCUCACCAUCUUUUCGGAUCCGGUAAGGUUACGAAGGAAUUGGGGAAAUUGGUGAGCCAAUUUCCAUCGUGGACGGCAGUGACGCAUUGGACUGCGUCUUACGAAUCGUGGAUAAUUUAGAAGUGAUUUUUUUUCGUACCUACAAUUCUAAUAUUCCGCCGCUCUUUUACUUUCGCGCAAAAAGUAUUAUCGAAUUUUAUUUAGAAGUUUAAUUAGGUUGUUUACCAAAUUACUUUAUAUUCUAUGUAAUUUAUUUUUUAAUACUUCUAUUUAUUUGUUGAUUUCCAAAUAUUACUUUACCAAAUUUAUAUUUAGAUUAGAAAAAUUUAGAGUAUUUGUUUUAGGUUUUUGUACUUUGCGAAUUUUCCAAUAUUGAAAAAUUUAUUUAUUUUACCAAUUUUUAUUGGUAAAUGAAUUACCGAAAUGAGGUUUGUUUGUGACAUUAAAAGAUGAUUUUUUUUGUUCCUUUAUAAGGGACAUAAUUGGAAUAAUAUAUUGAGCUGAGCAAUUCCUGGCAUAUUUAUUAGAAUAUUAUAAUUUUGAUUACUAAUUUUAUGCGAUAUUUGCUUCUUUGUUAGCGUCAAAAACAAAAGUCCCAAUAAUUACAAAUUCAAUAAAUAUACAAUUUUAUGAAAGUCUGGAAUGUUUUCUUCCAUUUUCUGAGGCUCUAAAAUAUGCCUAAAAAUUGCUAAAACCGCCUACUUAAAUUUAGUACCAGUUCAAUACAGUUUGUCUAGUCCAGUUUGUAAUUAAUUACAGCAUUGAUACUAAAUGUUUGUUCUUAGUGAAUAAUUUCCUGUAAAAGGUGUUUCAUUGGUAAAUGAAACACCGUGUACAGUUUGUAAAUUAUUACUUUAUUUAAAUAAGUUUUUGCUAAGAUAUAAUUGUAAUUCAUCCUCGAGUACAUCGGUGAUGAUAAAAGUAUCGUUAAUAAGAUAAAACUAGUUUUUUAGUUUCUAAAACGACAAACUUUAUUGAAAAUUAUCUAGUAAUUAUCAUAGGAAUUGAGUAGACAAAAUGCCAUUUUAAAAUUUCAUAUUAGUGUUAUUUGUUGUGCCUUAGGGAUGACAUUAGUACAAUUUUAUAUCAUUUUUAAAGUUAAAAACAGCAUGUAGUAUAUAGAUCAGAUAGUGAAAACUUGUUGAAUAAUUAAUUAUAGUCCAAUUUAUACCAUAGUGAUUAUUCGCCCUUAUGUAUCUUUUAUGUUACUGUAACCUGCUGGUUAUUUUGAAUAAUGAAAAAAUAGACGUUAUAAAUAACCUACCGGUUAUAGUAACAUACCUCAUCAUAUAUAAGGAUGAUUGUAAAAAUUCUGACUGAAUCAUGAUUACUCUACUUUCUUUAAAAUUUCUUGUAAUAGACAUUAUUUACAGCAAUUCAAACUUAAAUCACUUCUCUUUCGGCUUAUUUUUAGAGAAUUUUCAUUUUUUGUUCCAAAGUAAAGAGUAGCUUCAAAAUAAGUUCACCUUUUAAUCUUACCAUCUAUGCAAGGUGAUUCAUCUAAGACUUGUGGAGCUUUCAUGGAUUUCCCUGUAUAGAAAUAUUUCAAAAUACGCUUGAGCUACCUUUGAAAAAAGUAGAAUAAUAAUAAUUAAUUGCAUAACAAUGCAUGCGUAUAUACUACAUUUUAGCAAAAAGUGAUAUUAUAAAACACCAAAUUUUUAUACUAUUGUACUUGCAAACUUUUGAUCACUGCACACCGGUAUUGUUAGCUACAUAAAUAAUGAAUAAGUUUGUUACAAAAAUUAAAAAGGUUUUAUUUAAAAUACUAGUUUUGUUCCAUCUACUACCUGAUUGGG